Molecule: messenger RNA, 462 nt
Organism: Meloidogyne enterolobii
Lineage: Eukaryota; Metazoa; Nematoda; Chromadorea; Rhabditida; Meloidogynidae
Source: the annotation of a GenBank genome assembly
UUUAUUUCGCUGUGGCAUAUUCAAAUGAGGAAAAAGACUAAAAAUGGAGGGGGCGGCAUACCAAUUAGUGUAUUAUUUGUAAUUACGAAGUAUUUGGCCAAGUUGUUGAUGAUUACUGAGAUGGAAUAUAACCGUUGCCUAUUAAUGUCCCCUUAUUCAAUUUUUCUCAACGCACUCGACAGAAUAACUGCUCAUACAUAUGUGCCAACAACUCAAGAUAUUUUAAUGCUUAGAAUUACUACUACUGGCAUUAUUGAGGUAAAGUUCGAGAUCAAAGGUGUCAAUUUUCGCGUUUUUGAUGUUGGCGGGCAAAGAAGUGAAAGGAAAAAAUGGAUUCAUUGUUUUGACGACGUUCACGCCAUAAUAUUCGUAGUUGCAUUAAGUGAAUAUGACCAAGUGCUGUUUGAGGAUACAAGAACGGUUUGGAUUUUAUUAAAAGCAUCUGUGAUGGCUCUACACUAG